Messenger RNA from Musa acuminata subsp. malaccensis (wild Malaysian banana), 1808 nucleotides. Its product is annotated as ATP sulfurylase 1, chloroplastic. The record is from RefSeq and is a predicted model, not a curated record. Lineage: Eukaryota; Viridiplantae; Streptophyta; Magnoliopsida; Zingiberales; Musaceae. Gene Ontology annotation, molecular function: sulfate adenylyltransferase (ATP) activity; adenylylsulfate kinase activity. Gene Ontology annotation, biological process: sulfate assimilation.
UAUAUAUACGCCAAGUUGGACACGCUGUAAUCCCCACCCGAAUCCAAAUCUAUUAGAAGAGCCGGGGCGAUCGAAGGGGGGGAAAAGAUCUCAUUUUUCCUCCAGCAAUGGCUUCCAUGGCCGCCUUCAUCGCCGUCGUAGCCCCAAAUUCUCUCCACUCGAUCUCCAAUCCUCUUAGGCCGCAGCUCCCUGCUCGCCUCCGCCGCGCGCUGCCCCCACCCGUCCCCGUCCCCGUCCCCUUCGCCAUCGGCAAAGGCCGGAGCACUGCCCUCCGCCGCGCCGCCUCCUGCAGCCUGAUCGAACCCGACGGCGGCACGCUGGUGGACCUCGUUGCGCGGGAGGGCCCGGCGAGGGAGGCGCUCCGCCGGGAUGCGGCGCGGUGCCCGCAGAUCAAGCUCUCGAGGAUCGAUCUCGAGUGGGUGCACGUGCUCAGCGAAGGGUGGGCGAGCCCGCUUUGCGGGUUCAUGAGGGAAGCUGAGUUCCUCCAAACACUUCAUUUCAACUGUCUUCGCCUCGGAGACGGGUCCAUCGCCAACAUGUCGGUCCCGAUAGUGCUCGCGAUCGACGACGCCCAGAAACGGGCCAUUGGCGACCGCCGCAGGAUCGCGCUUGUUGACGCCCGGGACAAGCCGGUCGCCAUCUUGAGCGACAUUGAGAUCUACAAGCAUAACAAAGAAGAACGCAUUGCAAGAACAUGGGGAACAACAGCUCCUGGGCUGCCAUAUGUCGAGGAAGCAAUAACAAACGCUGGAAACUGGCUAAUUGGUGGAGACUUAGAGGUUAUAGAACGAAUUAAGUACAAUGAUGGUCUUGAUAAAUACCGCCUAUCGCCAGCUGAACUCCGAGAAGAAUUUUCUAGGCGCAAUGCAGAUGCAGUAUUUGCCUUCCAGCUGCGCAAUCCCGUACAUAAUGGCCAUGCCUUGCUUAUGACAGACACUCGUAGAUGCCUUCUUGAAAUGGGCUACAAAAACCCAAUUCUUUUGCUUCAUCCCUUGGGAGGCUAUACGAAAGCGGAUGAUGUACCCCUUCAUUGGAGAAUGAAGCAACAUGAGAAGGUUCUCGAGGAUGGUGUUCUUAACCCGGAGACUACCGUUGUUGCGAUUUUCCCUUCCCCCAUGCACUAUGCUGGCCCAACUGAAGUUCAAUGGCAUGCAAAAUCACGCAUAAAUGCUGGUGCAAAUUUCUACAUUGUGGGCAGGGACCCAGCAGGUAUGAGUCACCCAAUAGAGAAAAGGGACCUUUAUGAUGCUGACCAUGGGAAGAAGGUGCUCAGCAUGGCUCCAGGUCUCGAAAGGCUUAACAUCCUACCGUUCAAGGUAGCUGCCUAUGACAAGAAGCAGAAGAAAAUGGCUUUCUUUGAUCCAUCCAGACAUCAGGAUUUUCUUUUCAUCUCCGGUACAAAGAUGCGGACUCUCGCAAAGAACAGAGAGAAUCCACCAGAUGGCUUUAUGUGCCCGGGUGGAUGGGAUGUAUUGGUCGAGUAUUAUGAUAGCGUGGCUCCACAGGGAGCCAACAAAUUCCGCGAAGCUGUUCCGGCUUGAACCAAGAAAGGUUGCUCAUCAAGCAGCAUAUUGGCUCUCCGUGUAUGAUAAAGAAGUGGCUGAAACCCCUGUACUACUUGCAAUGUGUGUACGUACUUUGUAUGCAAUAAUUCCUUGUGUGUGCAAGCGUGACGAUGAAGAACUUGAUGAAGCUGUGAACUGUUACCACAGCAUGUAUGUACAGACUCUGCAUUCACUGACUUACGUGUGCUGUGUGAAGCAAUGGCUGCAAUAAAAUGUGUACAAACACCGAUAUCCAUUGCAACA